GACCAUGGCGGAUGCAGUUGCAAAAGGCGACCCGACGAAAGGAGCGAAGGUGUUUAAACAGAAGUGCGCCCAGUGUCAUACAGUAGAGGCGGGAGGCAAGCACAAGACCGGGCCCAACCUGAACGGUCUGUUCGGCCGCAAGACCGGGCAGGCAGCGGGCUUCUCUUACACUGAUGCUAACAAAAACAAGGGAAUUACAUGGGCUGAGGACACCCUCUGGGUCUACCUGGAGAACCCUAAGAAGUACAUCCCCGGCACUAAGAUGGUCUUCGCUGGCUUGAAGAAGAAGGGCGAGCGAGCAGACCUCAUCUCCUACCUGAAGCAGUCCACCGCUUCUUGAUGCCGGUCCCGAGACGUCUUCUCCUCUGCCACUGCUUCUUACACUUACCUAGUGGUUUUCUUACGUAUCCUAUCUCUAAAGACGAUGUACACGUGUAUUUGUUUGCGCG
Messenger RNA from Branchiostoma floridae (Florida lancelet), 449 nucleotides. RefSeq names its product cytochrome c, testis-specific-like. The transcript has 2 exons. Lineage: Eukaryota; Metazoa; Chordata; Leptocardii; Amphioxiformes; Branchiostomatidae. Gene Ontology annotation, cellular component: mitochondrial intermembrane space. The record is from RefSeq and is a predicted model, not a curated record. Gene Ontology annotation, molecular function: electron transfer activity; heme binding. Gene Ontology annotation, biological process: mitochondrial electron transport, ubiquinol to cytochrome c; mitochondrial electron transport, cytochrome c to oxygen. The coding region runs from base 5 to 340 and encodes 111 amino acids.